UCCAGCUCUCAGUGUUGUUUAAAACUCUCAUUUUCAGAAUCGAAAGACCAUGACAAAUUCCACACAGCCACCAGAAUAUGUGUGGGGAUAUGAGUACUACUAUGAUUAUAUGGAUCUGGUCAUUGUGAAUGCGAGUACACUGAAGUACAACAGAUAUUCAAUUGUCCUAAUAUUCUGGAUCCUUCUGGCAGCAUUUAUUGGAUUUUUCUUUUUGAUUUUGUCACAUAUAUCACACUCUGGACAACUGCCAAGGGGUCCUGGUGUCAAAAAAUCUGGCUCGCCCUUGAUGAAAGGUUAUGGAUCUCCAUAAAGAAACAAAUAGAUGGAAUACUGGAAUGAUGCCAAUGGGAAAUUUGCAAUGCAAAAUUCAGAAAAUAAACUUAUGAUUAGUACUUUAAAUCAAGUGACAAAAGACACUGUACAAUCUAUUGGGUUAAGUAACAUGCCAUUAAAACAUGAAGGUACAAUAAAUGUUUUGGCAUAUGGAUUGUAAUAAA
Messenger RNA from Myxocyprinus asiaticus (Chinese sucker), 497 nucleotides. Its product is annotated as melanocortin-2 receptor accessory protein-like. The record is from RefSeq and is a predicted model, not a curated record. Lineage: Eukaryota; Metazoa; Chordata; Actinopteri; Cypriniformes; Catostomidae. The transcript has 3 exons. Bases 50 to 310 code for a protein of 86 amino acids. Gene Ontology annotation, biological process: protein localization to plasma membrane; regulation of adenylate cyclase-activating G protein-coupled receptor signaling pathway. Gene Ontology annotation, molecular function: type 4 melanocortin receptor binding; type 1 melanocortin receptor binding; signaling receptor regulator activity. Gene Ontology annotation, cellular component: endoplasmic reticulum; plasma membrane.